This is a messenger RNA of Aspergillus costaricaensis CBS 115574, 444 nucleotides long. RefSeq lists its product as uncharacterized. The coding region runs from base 1 to 444 and encodes 147 amino acids. Lineage: Eukaryota; Fungi; Ascomycota; Eurotiomycetes; Eurotiales; Aspergillaceae. The transcript is spliced from 6 exons. The record is from RefSeq and is a predicted model, not a curated record.
AUGUGGCUGUUGGGAACGCCGUGGCCCGCCAUAUGCGCGAGACGGGCUGCAGCCGGCGCUAACUCGGUAGCAGCCCACUACGAUGUGACAUACAGCAAGGGCCCGGUUACCGAGAACCCCGUCGUAGCUUGCAUAAAACGGUCUGUUGUAUGCAUCUCAAAUGCUGAGUGGUCCUUUCGGGGAUUUCUGAAACCCUCCCUGGUUGAGGUUCCCCUUAGCUGGGACCCCCAGAUGCAAGUCAUCGACGGGAAGAUCCGAGUCAUCCGAAUAAUUGCUGCGGCGGACGUGACAUUCCGGCCAGGUCGUGUCUCCAAUCAAUCGGUCCAGACUAAGGUGAAGAUCUCCCGAUGGGAACAUAGGUCGCCUGCCCCAGGAGGCGUAAUGGGGGGUGGAGGAGGAGGGGGGAGGGGGGACACAAACAAGUCCAGUUUUGGCUAUAUAUAG